This is a messenger RNA of Dendronephthya gigantea, 1056 nucleotides long. RefSeq lists its product as uncharacterized. Lineage: Eukaryota; Metazoa; Cnidaria; Anthozoa; Malacalcyonacea; Nephtheidae. The record is from RefSeq and is a predicted model, not a curated record. The coding region runs from base 105 to 764 and encodes 219 amino acids. The transcript is spliced from 3 exons.
UGUGGUGCGAGGAGCUUAAAAGUGGAAAAUAUUCAAUCAUUUAUUAUACUGCUAAGAUUCAGAUCAGUGCGGUAUUAUCAAGACUGUGCCGGACAGUGUCAUCGAUGAUGUUUGGAAUUUUGGUUAAGACAAUUUUGCUUUUAGCAAUAUCAAAAUUAUCUCACGGCAGCAUUCGUUGUGACAGUCUGAAGAAACGACUAUGCAGAGCUCAAUUUGUUUUCAAAUUUCAAGUGGUAUCUAGAGCAAAAAAAGUAUGCGCUAGUCCAACCUUGAAGGCAAUUGUACCUUCAACCAACACUCCCCUGAAACGUGCAGCAACAACAGGAACGACACAAACCCUGGCAACAACAACAUCACCGAUGAGACAACUUGUUCAAAACACAUUGGCAACUGCCUACGCCCAGAAUCCUCAGAAAGGCUGCAAGCAAGUUCUACAUCAAACUAUUUUCAUUCCGGAGGACACUGUCCUUAGAGGCUUGGAUAUCUUGAAAAAGAUCAUCAGUGUGAAAAAAUUAAAGAUAAAGAAACUUUAUUCAAGCUUUAUUAGAUUAGAUCUAAAUUUUCAAGAUGAAUUGCAGCAAGGAGAUUUCUUAUUUAUUGGACGCCCAGUGGGAAAAAUUAAAGAUCAAUUAUUCUUGAGUAAUCCUACCACCGUGGUUCCAUGGAGCAAAUCACUCCAAAAGAAUCUACAAAAUUUUGAUUUUGUCAAAGAUUGUCAAAAGAAAACUCGUCUCUCUCGUGGUAUAUUUUGUCCAAUAUUCUAGCUUCAAAUCAUCAUGUACAAUUCCACAGAAAACUGGUUUAAACUAAUUAUAAACAAUAAUGAACAGCAUUACGCACGCUAAAAAAGUGUGUCAUUAACAUUUCAACAUCAAAGAUACAAACGUGACGCAAUGAAAAAUGAGAUUAUACCGCAUGUGAUAUUUCAUGAGAUUAUUGAUUCUUAGAACGUCUUUGGUUAACCAAUGACGUGAACUUAUGGGGCCAGUUGGCAGUUGUUCAAAGCUAUAAGUUAGCGCUAACCCUGGGUUAAAUGUUAAACCGGUUUUAGUUUAU